This is a messenger RNA of Prorocentrum cordatum, 512 nucleotides long. Lineage: Eukaryota; Dinophyceae; Prorocentrales; Prorocentraceae. The record is from the annotation of a GenBank genome assembly.
CCUUCGAAGGCGAGGUCCGGCGUGCGCAGUCAAGCGGCCGUCGUCCCGCCCUGCCGCCGCGUCCAGGCAGUGGACACGGGGCCUCUCGUCGAUGAUCUGCUGCCCCCACCCCAUGCGGAGGCCGCCGGGUUUUGCAAGGCUUGGACUUCAACCUCCGCCGACAGCAGCAGUGCAACAUUGCUGACGGCUGUCACCUUGACGUUCAAAAAUUUGCAUUGUCUGGGAGAGGCGGCAACUCCUGGAAGGUCUUCGUGUGAACGAUCACGUAAGGGCUACCGCCGAUGCUCGAUCGAACCUCCCAGGAUGUGCGUCCUGCUCCGUGGUGCAGUAGUCCGAGACCUCCUCAACCUGCGGCUCCUGGCUGUCCCGAGCACGCCCACCACAGACCUGCAGCCACACACCGGCAGGAGCCAACGGGAGAAUCUCGAUCGGGACAUGUCUACAAUUUUCAAACCGCGGACGCAGAUCGCAGCCGACGGGCGCUGAGACCACCCAGCAUGCGCACUCUUCCC